CAUGUUUAUUAGAACGUAAAUCGGUCGUUGUAAAAAUGCGCAUGCGCAAACACAUUUUGUAACGGAAAGCGCCAUAUUUGAGUUGUGUGUGAAUUUGUGUUUACGAAUUUCCUGAUUUUGUGUGGGAAAAUAACGCAUAAGGCAACAGUGUGCAUGUGACUGUUGAAACAAUGCCAGCAGCCUUGGAUGUCCACCACACCCCCGCCCAGAGGGGUGCGGCAGUCUUCAGGCAUCCCUCCUCCACAAGUGCCACCACCACCACCACCACGCCCACUGAUUUCAUCUCCCCGUCCACCUCUGCCCGUCGGCAGCACCACCCGUCCCACCUCCCAAGCCAAUCCUCCCUACAGCAGCAUCACCACAUCAACGUCCCCGAGAACGAUGACGCAGCGGAGCGACGGCAGAGGCGACGGUCAAAGGUCCUGGAGAUGCAGAGACAGUUUCAGAGCCCAGGAACGCCAAGCGACAGCCGGCGAUCUCUUUCCCACAAUCAAGGGCUGAAUGCUGCCCAGGUGACCGACCACUACGCUAACUGCAUCAAGCUCUCCACGGAAAAUAAAAUUAACGCCAAGAAUGCUUUUGGCCUGCACCUGAUUGACUACAUGGCUGAACUCCUCAAGGAGAAGACAGGAGAAAUGACCAAUUUUCAGGUUGCAAGUUGUACACUGGACGCGAGUGCUAAGAUCUAUGCAGGUCGUGUGGAUGCCAUCCAUGCCGACACGUAUAAGAUGUUAGGUGGGCUUGGACAUGGAGAUAGGCAGAGUAAAGAAGGUGAAGAUGGCCUCACAGAAGCCGGAGAGGCAGGAACAAAUGCCACCAAGAAACACAAGAAACGACACUCCAACACCAUUGAGAGCAACCUGAAGAACAUCAACCUGAACAAGUUGGAUCUUGGUUUUGAGAUGGACCCCUUAUUCCACAAGACCUCGGCAGCCUUUGACGAAGGCGGUACCUUCGGCCUGCUUCUGAACCACCUGACGUGCAGGGAUGAUGAGUGUGAGCUGCUGUUGGAUUCCACCUCGCUGGCAAGCACCGUGGGUACGCAGACUGACGAGACUCUGGAGUCUGCCAGGCAGGCAAGGCUGGACUUAUCCGACAUCAAAGACGUUUAUGCCGGUGUUAACUUUGAGGGCCUGCAGAUUUGUCCACAGUUUGCUGACUUUGAGUUCACCAACUGGAACAAAGAUGGCAAGGAUGACUUUGCCGGCAUGAUUGAGAAGAUGGGCAAGAGCGACCACGCCUUUGAUCCCAACGCCGUUCCCGAACCCCUCGAGGAUCCCACUGCCAACCAGCAGGACUCGGCCGGCAUGGACCACUACGCCGCUGGGGGCUUCAGCGAUGACGACGGUGACUAUGACGGAGGGGAGGAAGGGGUAGGGUCGAUGGGGGAGGCGUCGGUCUUCAUGGCGGACGGCCAGGAAGCGCAGCUUGUCGGGUCUAGUGGGUGCAGGACGUUGUCCACAGCCGGUCAGCUGUGUCUGCAGUUGUCCCUCCAGCCCACAGAGUACUCCUACUUCAAUAUGGAUAAACUGACCACAUGGGCUGGCCCACAACACUGGAAACUAAAGCCACAUUCUAAAGACUCAUCCUCACUGGCAAACGGAGAUGAGGAUAAGAAGGCAAAGGCCAAGAAGCCAGUCUUCAGGAUAGACUACGACAAAGAUGUGGACUUUGACAAGUACUUCUCAGAAUCCAAGGCAGCCACCACGUUAUCCAAGGCCACCCUGGACAAGUACAGCAAGAAUGUGACCACACUGCCAGGGGAUCUCCACUACAACCCUGACUCUCUCUUCAAGCUCUUCCUCAAGCCAAACUUUGUGGUCAGGAGGCAAGUGAGUACCAGUGAUAGCAUGGACGAUGGCAUCGGUGGAUAUGACUACAACAAUGCCAACGACUGUGCAAACUUUUGUCCAGAUACUGGGGCGGAUGAUGAUGAUGAUCAUGAGGUGGGUGGGGAUAUGAGCUCAGGACCCAGUGACUUCAGCCAGACUUGCUCCCAGAGUAGCUACAUCAAUGACAGCGUCUUUGACGCCACCCUCCUGCAAGGAGACAAGCUGGUUGCUCAGCCACACAAGGUGGCCAAGAUAGACAUCCAGUAUGCCAGGACAGCCAAAAAGAUGGACGUCAAGAAACUCAAGUCUCUGAUGUGGCAGCAUCUGACUACAGACAAGGAAGAAGAUAAGGAGAACAUUCCCUCAGAGAACGAUGUCCUUAAGAAGACAUCAGUGGCCGGUAUGCAGUCCUUCAGUGACAUGUACCAGAUCUUACCAGACAGACUCUCUCGGACCAUGGCCAAGAACCUCAGCAUCCCAAUCGCCUUCGUCUGCCUCCUUCAUCUGGCUAACGAAAAGAGCUUGAAGAUUGAUAACAACGAUGAGGAUCUUGUCAUCACUCAGAACUGAAUGCCGGGUAAAAAUUGUAACUCCUCAAAGCCCUUUGACUACCUCCAACCCUCCAUGACCUACUCAGAUGAUUUGUUUUGGAGUUCCAAGAUCAGGACAGGUUUAUAAUGCAUUGGCUCUGGGUUUCUGUAAAUAUUUUUUUGCAAGGUAUUACUACAUUUUACAUGUGCGUGUCGGUUUCAACUAAAUGGAAAACAAAAAUACACUUUAAAUGUACAUUUGAUGGUAUUUGCUUUGUAAAAAGAUUAUCAUGCAUUCCUUGUGAUCGCAACUAGAUUGUACAUGAAUAUCCUUUCUAAAAGUGUCAUGAACUUCCUAACACUUCUUUAUUUUUACGUUGUACAGCGCAACUAAAAUUGUAGUUCUACGACAUUCAUCUAGAUGCUGUAAAUAUUUUAGCAUAAAUUUGGUGGUUUAUUAUUUUUUUUCCCAGUGUUCUAGAUUAUUAAAUUUGGUAGUCGGAAACAG
Messenger RNA from Patiria miniata (bat star), 2870 nucleotides. RefSeq names its product condensin complex subunit 2-like (gene ncaph). Gene Ontology annotation, cellular component: condensin complex. The record is from RefSeq and is a predicted model, not a curated record. The transcript has 18 exons. Gene Ontology annotation, molecular function: chromatin binding. The coding region runs from base 171 to 2402 and encodes 743 amino acids. Gene Ontology annotation, biological process: mitotic chromosome condensation. NCBI's taxonomy places the organism in Eukaryota, Metazoa, Echinodermata, Asteroidea, Valvatida, Asterinidae.